GCCCACAGAGCCCUGAGUGUUAGGUUGCGCAAGGGGCUGCAGUUUCAGUUUGUUUUAUUCACCAUUUUGUGUAGCUGAAGGUAAAAUAUUAAACUAAAAGCCUUCAGAGCAGCACAGCUUUCCACACGCUUUUAUUUACUUUUGCGAUUCCGGGGGAAAAAAGGGGACGUUUUAGUUUUUAUGCGACGUUACGUUGAGCGUGUCAGUUGGUGAAGCUAUUUUUAAUUUUCUUAAAAAAAGAAAAAGAGCAAAAACCUCCACAGUGUUCCUGCAAAAAUGUCAAGACCAGUGAGGAAUAGAAAGGUGGUGAAUUAUUCACAGUUCAACGAAUCUGAUGAUGCAGAUGAGUAUGAACAAGACUCGGACAAGCCUAAGAAGGUGCGCGUAGCGCCGCGUGAAAUCAAGCACAAGAAGUCCAAGAACUCACAGGAGGAAAGUGAUGACUCUGAUGACAAACACUCCAAACCUAAAAACGAUUCAGCAGAUGACUUCGGUAGCGAUGAAGACAACGACUUUGGAGAGGAGGAGGAAGAAGAAGGAGGAAGCGAUUAUGAAGCCAAAAAGGGGAAGAAGGGGAAGAAAGGCAAAGUGGAGAAGUCUAGUAGAAGGUCGCUGAAGAGGAAACGGGAUUCGGAUGAGAGCGAUGAGGAGAAGGAGGUGAGCCGGAAGCCCAGGCAGGUGAGACAAGCCGCCUCCAAGGCUGCGUCCAAACAGAGAGAGAUCCUGCUCGGGGACCGAGGGAGUGAGGAUGAGGAUAAAGAUGAAGAAGAGCACGCUUACAUGGACCAAGAGUCCGGCAGUGAUGAGGACUUCAUGGUGGACGAUGACGACGACAGCGACUACGGCCAUUCCAAAAAGAAGGGCAAGAAAGUGAGCCAGAGGGGACGCAAGGUGGAGAGGAAGGAGAAGAAAUCGCCCAAGCCCAGACUAAAGGCCACAGUCACCCCGAGCCCCAUGAAGGGAAAGGGCAAAGGUCGCCCGAGUGCAGCGAAGGCUCUGGAGAAAUCCUCACCUAAAGAGGAGGAGGAGCCUGAGAGCCCGCCAGAGGAUGAGGAGGAGGACGAGGUGGAGAAGAAGAGCUCACCGCCGCCGUCCACCAAAAAGAAGAACACCACCACCACCACCCCUGAUGAUGAGGAGGACGAGGAAGAGGAGGACGGUUCAGAAGAAGACGCGGCGUCUGGGGAAGAUUAGCCACCUCGCUUCUCCUUCGCUUUCUCUUCAUUUUUCUCUUUCUUUUUAUUUUUUUCCCCCUUUGGAGGUUUUUUUUUCUCUCUCUGUGGUGACCUGGCUUUUUUAAAAUCCCUAUAGUUUCUGUAUCACAAAACCACAUUGUCCCAGGAUGCAUCAGACUGCGUGUGUGUGUGUGUGUGUGUGUGAGAGAGAGAGAGAAAGGUGUGUGUGUUUGUUUUGUUUGUUUAUUUAUAGGUAAGCUCUGUAAGGAAAGCCCGACGCUCCUCCAUUGCUAAAGGGCUGCUGCUCUAACGGUUCCUCUUGAGUUCUGUUAUCAUCUCCACAGAGUUCCUGGUGUUUCCCAGCGUUGGUCCUGCUGUUUUUCCUGCUCUAACACACUUUCCUUAACCUUUUUUUUUUUUUUCCCUCCCCAGAACUAAUCGACUGAUGCCUCGUGUAAGCCCCGCCCCCUUUCUCCACAGCUCCUAUGAGUAACCUUUCACCCGCUGCUUGAUUUUCUGCUUGAAAGAUGCAAACAAGCAGGUAAUAUUUCCUGAGUAGUGUGAGUAAGGUUGCCAGAUCACUGAAAUUUCAGGUUACACCUAAUUACAGUUUUAAAACCUUUUCCAACUGAUAAUAUUUAACAGUUAUUCCACGAAGUCGAGUCGUACAUGAGCUGAUGGCCGGCGAGGCGCGUAGCACCGAGUCGUCUAUAACCCAUGUACGAUGAGAUUGAGUGGAGUAACUUUUUGUUUUAUUCUCUCCACAUUCACUGGAUUUUAAGAAACGGAGGUUUUUUUAAUUUUUCUGCAAAUUCAAUAAAUAAAAACUUCAUACAAAA
Molecule: messenger RNA, 2014 nt
Organism: Neoarius graeffei (lesser salmon catfish)
Lineage: Eukaryota; Metazoa; Chordata; Actinopteri; Siluriformes; Ariidae
Gene: nucks1a
Product: nuclear casein kinase and cyclin-dependent kinase substrate 1a
Exons: 8
Coding region: 277-1194 (305 amino acids)
Biological process (GO): interstrand cross-link repair; double-strand break repair via homologous recombination
Cellular component (GO): cytoplasm
Molecular function (GO): single-stranded DNA binding; double-stranded DNA binding
Source: RefSeq, a predicted model, not a curated record